AUGACCAAGACCUUCACAGUUUUAUUCGUGCUUGCUCUUGCUGUAGGAGUCUUGGCCUUACCAUCACAGGGUAAACUCGCUGCCAUCUUCGAAUCGGGUAAACCAGGUUCAAAGAACAUUGACGGGUUCAUCAAAUUUGAAGAAACCGACAACGGCAUAAAUGUUUCGCUUGAAUUUUCGGAUGGUUUGCCAGACGAAUUCGGUCCAUUCCCAUAUCACGUCCAUGAGAAACCAGUGCCAGAUAUUGGCGAUUGUGGACCAUUCUCCGUUGGUGACCAUAUUGACUUAACUACUGCCCCAAAUACUUUCAAUUGUUCGGCCGUCCAAGAUAAGAGUCUAUGUCAAGCCGGUGACUUGAGCGGCAAAUACGGCAAGUUGGUGUCGGACGAUGGAGCGGUUGCGUUUACGACAUAUACCGAUCCUUUUCUUCAAUUUGAUGGUUCCCCUAAGGGAUUGCUGAAUCGAUCGAUUGUUAUUCAUAUGCUAAACACUACCAGAUAUGCCUGCGCAUCAAUUGUCCAGUUUACGAUGUCAGCAGAUGACCAACUUGCAAAGGACUUUGAAUCUGCCUGCAAAUUCCUUGGACAGUCAUCAUCGGCAUUAGAUGAUACAAUAAAACUCAAGUUUUAUGGAUAUUAUAAGACCGCCACAAUAGGCAAAUGCACUGCCUCCAAGCCUUCUUUUUUUGACUUUGUAGGACGAGAAAAAUGGAACGCAUGGAAAGCAGUUGAUGAAUUGGACAAAGAAGAAGCAAUGAGGAAAUAUAUAGAAUUGCUCGAGUCUUUAAAUGUUGGAUGGGAUGUUAAUUGGGAAGCAGGAGCAGACGAGGUCAAGAAUAAGGAAUCUAGAGAACGAGCAAGGAUCGGAGGAGUUGCUGUUUCUACACUAGCUUGUGCAUCGGAUGAAGAGGAAGACAAUGACGAAUUAGACAGACAAGAUAUAUUUUAUUUUGCCAAGACGAACAAUUCCGCAGAACUUGUAGAAUUAUUAAAGUCAAAUACUAUAGACAUUAAUGCAAAAGAUGCGCAGGGAUUUGCUCCAUUGCACUGGGCUGCAGAUAGAGGACAUCUUGACAUUGUAAAAAUUUUAAUUGCAAACAAUGCGAAUGUCAACAUUCUGACUAAUGAAAAUGAGAAUCCAUUACAUUUUGCCUGUAUAUCGGAACAUCGGGCAGUGGCUCAGUAUCUAUACAAAUGCGGAUCUGACCCAUCGCUCGAAGAUAAUGACCAAUUGACUCCGUUAGAUUAUACCAAUGAUGGUUUCAAAGAAGCGGUCUUGCAUUCGUGA
Paraglomus brasilianum is the source of this 1287-nucleotide messenger RNA. Lineage: Eukaryota; Fungi; Glomeromycota; Glomeromycetes; Paraglomerales; Paraglomeraceae. The record is from the annotation of a GenBank genome assembly.